This is a messenger RNA of Bombus huntii, 1779 nucleotides long. RefSeq names its product TRAF3-interacting protein 1 (gene IFT54). The record is from RefSeq and is a predicted model, not a curated record. Gene Ontology annotation, cellular component: axoneme; intraciliary transport particle B; ciliary basal body. NCBI's taxonomy places the organism in Eukaryota, Metazoa, Arthropoda, Insecta, Hymenoptera, Apidae. Gene Ontology annotation, molecular function: microtubule binding. Gene Ontology annotation, biological process: regulation of microtubule cytoskeleton organization; intraciliary transport; cilium assembly. The coding region runs from base 1 to 1761 and encodes 586 amino acids. The transcript has 10 exons.
AUGGCAGACGAUGUAAAACCUGAAACGAUUAAAAACACUCAAGAUUUACUCGGCAAAUACUUCAAAAAGCCACCUCUCACCGAAAAAUUACUAAGGAAACCACCGUUUCGAUUUCUUCACGAUAUCGUCUCAGCAGUCAUAAACGAAACUGGUUUUCUGGACGGUUUGUAUACAGAGGAGGAACUAAAUUCGGAAAAUAUAAAAAACAAAGAGGCGAAACUUGCCUAUUUAACGAAACUGAUCGACGUCGUGAAACUGAUUACCGGCGCUAAUUUAACUGUACGAGCCAGCAAGAUAAUCUCAGGCCAGGAACCAGCUAAAACAAAUGAAUUAUUGCAAGCAAUUGGAAAAGCUUUAGACAAGAAGAUAAGCAGCGUGGAAGCCGUCGAACGGUACAAGAAGAAUUUAGCAAAAGGCAAAUCUAGUUCGAGAAGUAAGCUGUCUGUAGCAAAAGAUGAAAGAAAAUCAUCGUCGAAAGAAACGUCCCAAAAAAGGGCUUCAACAUCGAAAGAAAAAUCUGUAGAACGAAAAAAAAAAGCUGUUAACGAAGAUAAAUCAACGAUACGUGAAGCAACGCGUAAAAAUGAAAAUCAAGAUUCUCAAAAAAAUGUCGAAGCUGCGGAAGUACCACGUGUCGAGCCAGCCCAAGAAAAAAUUCCUGCAUCUGCGCAUAGAAAAAGCUCUUCGUCUGCUAAACUCAAACAGAAUAGACCCUCCACGCCUUUGUCUGAAACUCUGCAGUCGGAUAAGCGAAUCGACGAAAACAAAAAACAAAAAGAAUCCGAGAACAAGUCGAAACAUAUGACAAAUGCUGAAAAUAACGAAUUACAAAAUCAAAUACUCGAUACGUCGAACUCUAUUAAUUCAGAAUCGAAAUCUGCGCCAAACAUCAGAGAUGAAAAUAUAGACAAGGUGGAGUACAAGGAAAAUGAUAUAGUAAAUAACGAAGCUUCUUUACAAAGCGUAGAAAAAUCUGGUCAGUCGAUAUCAGAGACACAAAUGUUUCAAUCAGAAAAUAACGAUGCCAGUAUUCCACGAUCAAAUUCUAGACCAAGAACUUCCUUACGCCCACCUACUGCGAGACCGAUUAGUGCCAGACCUGCAGCACCUAGAAUACGAGGCAAAGCAGAGUUAAUAGUUAACGAAGAAAUACUAACGCCUAUGGGAAACAUUAGUGUCAUUGUGGAGAAUUCUGAUCUUAAGGAUGACGAUGAUGACGCUGAAGACAUGGUAGUUAUGGAAACUAGAGUAACUAGUAGCGAUUCCUUAGAAAACAGUGGCAACUAUAAAGUCGAUGGUCAAUUAACGCAAGAACAUGGACACCUUGUUGCACAAAUAUUAGAAACACAAAAGGAAUUGGUUAAUAAUGAUAAUGUAGACGUGAUACCUAAAAAAACAAAUAUUACAUGGGAUACAAAUUCAAAACGCGACGCUGUAGCAAAAGAAAUUGAUAAACUACGAAACACGAUACAAACAUUAACACGCGCGACAAAUCCACUUGGGAAGUUAUUGGAUUAUUUUCAGGAGGAUAUAGAAGUCAUGCAAAAAGAAUUAUUAGAAUGGAAAAACCAAUAUCAACGAGUAAAUGAACAACUGAAAAUAGAAAAAAUGAAAACGCAAGAAUUAAUAGAACCUAUGAAAGAAACAUUAAAAGAAAUUGAUCGUAAUGUGAAAGUACAAUUGGAUAAAAUAUGUCAAGCAAAAUCGCAGAUUACGAAAAAUGAUCAAAGGAUACAAACAUUAUUAAAUGGUCGUGUGUAAAUUUCAUUUCACCGUAAU